AUGGCUCACAUGGGAAUUCAGAUCAUUGGGUUUUUUCUUGGCCUCCUUGGCCUAUUUGGAACAUUGGUCACCACUAUCUUACCACACUGGCGUAGAACAGCACACGUGGGUGCUGAUAUCAUCACAGCCAUGGAGUUCAUGAAAGGACUUUGGAUGGAAUGUGUCUGGCAAAGUACUGGCAUCUACCAGUGUCAAGUCCAUCGUUCGCAGCUGGCAUUGCCCCCAGACCUCCAGGCAGCUCGUGCUAUGAUGGUCAUUUCUUGUUUGCUUUCUGCACUGGCCACUUGCAUUUCCAUCAUGGGUAUGAAAUGCACCGUGUGCUUCAAGGAAUCUUCAUCCAAAAAUAACAUUGCUGUCUCAGGAGGAAUCUGCUACAUCCUUGCUGGCAUCAUGUGCCUCAUUCCAGUGUCUUGGUCAACAAAUGACCUAAUACGAGACUUCUACAACCCAACGAUUCCACCCAGAACCAAAUAUGAAAUAGGAGAGGCUUUGUACAUUGGCUUUGUGUCAACGAGCAUGACGCUUAUUGGUGGGACUCUCCUUUGUCUGUCCUGUUCUCAGCAGAGGAAUGGCCGGCCCAACCAACUACCGGCUUCAUUUGUACAGACUGCACCUCAGUGUAGGCUACCAGCUGUUUAUAAGGGCAACUCAAUUUCACAAACAUCAGCCCCACAUAGCAGUUACCGUUUACAUGACUAUGUGUGA
Molecule: messenger RNA, 705 nt
Organism: Carcharodon carcharias (great white shark)
Lineage: Eukaryota; Metazoa; Chordata; Chondrichthyes; Lamniformes; Lamnidae
Product: claudin-14-like
Exons: 1
Coding region: 1-705 (234 amino acids)
Biological process (GO): cell adhesion; bicellular tight junction assembly
Cellular component (GO): bicellular tight junction; plasma membrane
Molecular function (GO): structural molecule activity
Source: RefSeq, a predicted model, not a curated record